Molecule: messenger RNA, 1862 nt
Organism: Macrobrachium nipponense
Lineage: Eukaryota; Metazoa; Arthropoda; Malacostraca; Decapoda; Palaemonidae
Product: transmembrane protease serine 6-like
Exons: 9
Coding region: 37-1665 (542 amino acids)
Biological process (GO): proteolysis
Molecular function (GO): serine-type endopeptidase activity
Source: RefSeq, a predicted model, not a curated record
AGUCUAGUACCAGUCGAUAUAUAGCCACCAUUCGAGAUGUCCGCUCGGGCAUUUACGUUUAUUUCUCUCCUGUUCUUCCUCUGCCUUCUCCUGCUGCCAUGUUGCCUCUCCAUGACCAAGCAAGCGAAGAGAGCUAAGCGCUAUGUCGAGUACUAUAACUACAGAGACGAGGGAGAUGACGAAUUUGGUGACCCCUCCGAAGAAGAUUUCACGGAUGUGGGGCUCCUCCCUGGGGAGAUAGACGCCAUCAGGGACUUCAUGGUGGACGUAUUGGAUAUUCUGGACGAUGGGUUCGAUGGUGAUGGCGAUCAGGCCGAGAAUUCGCGGAGCGUCAACGCUGAAGGGGAGCCAGUUGUGAUCAUCACGGUGGAGGAUGAGGAGGCCGAUCCCACGGACCUGAUGCUGGCUGAUCUCUUGUACGAAGAAGACGUACCUUGGGGCAGGUGCACUAGGAGUUGCAAGACCUCUCGGCACAGGGAGUGUGUCUACAGGAGCCUGUGUGGCACUGAACUGCUGUCGGAGGAGGCCUUCUGCUACGCGCCCGGGUCUAAAUGUGAAAAGGAGGUAAACAGCUUCCUAGAGAGCGAAGGGUAUGUCAUCGUGGAGUACACUCCAGAGGACGUAGACGAAGAGGCUGAUGCAGACGCCGCAGCCGUGGACGAUGCCUAUGUUCCGGAGGAGUACGACUUUGCCGAGGACGACGAUUACGAGUCCGUCCUUUACCCGGACGCUGAGGAGAAUACAUACGGCGAUUAUUACGAUUACGGCUGGGUGGAUUACCUACUCGGCAACACCGGCGACACGGACGAAGCCCAACCGGGACCUGACGCCAAUGACUAUGAGUACGAAGAGGAAGAGGAGGAGGAGGAGGAGGACGAUGGGGACCGUACUCCAGGAGAUGCUGACGAAGUGCCCUUCGAAGGAUGUGGCAUCAGGCGAGUCAAGACAUCGGACAAACUCCGAAUCCUGGGCGGUCGCAUAGCGGUCAAAGGCGCCUGGCCGUGGCAAGUGGCUGUCAUGAACAGGUUCAAGGAAACCUUCUGCGGAGGGACGCUCAUCGCUCCUCAGUGGGUGAUGACUGCAGCCCACUGCCUGAGGAAGCGGCUCUACGUCAGACUGGGGGAACACCACCUUUACUCCAAGGACAAGACUGAAGUCGAGAUGAGGGUCGAGAGGUCGUUCGGCCACCCCGACUUCGAUGAGGGAACUAUCACCCACGACAUCGGUCUCCUGAAGUUACCCCGACCGGUCACUUACAACAAGUACAUCCAGCCAGCUUGUUUACCCGGACCAGACACUGUACCCCCAGUGCGCAGUAAAUGUGCAGUUACGGGAUGGGGGAAAGAGAAGGAGACGCACAUCUUCGGUUCCGAUGUGCUCAAGUAUGUCAGGGUCCCCAUCGUGACGAAAGCUGCCUGCAUCGACGCUUACCCCGAUCACCCGAUCACCAGAAAUCAGUUCUGCGCCGGAUUUAAGAAAGGAAGCGCUGACACCUGUGCAGGUGACUCUGGAGGGCCGCUGGUCUGUGACGACAAGGGCGCCUGGACCAUCCACGGCGUCACCAGCUUCGGGGAGGGGUGCGGAGAACAGGGCAAAUUUGGCGUCUACACCAAGGUCAGGAAUUACCUGAAGUGGAUCAAGAAGAUCAUGAGAGACCAUUCUUAAGUUUCCCUUUUGGGAAGAAGAAGAAGAAGAGAAAGAAGAAGAAGAAGAAGAAGAAGAAGAAGAAGAAGACGUCUUGAGCCACACGAAUUACGACUAGAAAUAUUUAGGAUUUAAAUCAUAUGUUGUUGAUGAAAUAACCAUUUGACCGUCAUCUUUGAAAAGCCAGCCAUUUUGCCAAAUAAAAGAGCUAAAAUUCA